This is a messenger RNA of Trichophyton benhamiae CBS 112371, 921 nucleotides long. RefSeq lists its product as uncharacterized. NCBI's taxonomy places the organism in Eukaryota, Fungi, Ascomycota, Eurotiomycetes, Onygenales, Arthrodermataceae. The record is from RefSeq and is a predicted model, not a curated record. Bases 1 to 921 code for a protein of 306 amino acids. The transcript has a single exon.
AUGUAUGGUGGAUAUUGGAACGCGAUUGCUACGCUGGAGGAAACACCAAUUCCUAUCGUUCACCUGCCAAUCACGGAUGCCCAGCCACACGAAGUCAUGGUAGCAGAGAUUCAACGCUUCCAAGCAACGGUCAUAGUUGGGCCCUUGUUCACUCUGACACGCCUGGCAGAUUACCUCGCUGGAAGGGGCUUGGUCUUGGAAAAUAUUCGACAGCUUGUGUUUACUGGCGAAACCCUCUUUGAAGGUAUACGCGCUCGCUGGAAAAUCGCCUAUCCCAAUGCGCAUGCGUGUGCGCCAUCAUAUGCAAGCGUUGAUGCGGGCCAGGUUGGGGUCCUCGUUUACUCACCGUCGGCCGAAGAGGAUGCUCUACGCCCAGUAUACAAGGUUGGGUAUCCCGCAGUCAUUCUUGAAAUCCUGGCAGACGAUGGAACUGCUAUCAAGGAGGCCGGGGUUCGGAGCAAUGUGGUUGCCAUGCAACAAAUCAGACGUCUUCAGCCAAUCAUCCGCUAUCCUGUUGGGGGUGUUGCGGAAUGGGUUGACUACGAUGCUCAGACGCUGAAGUACUGUGGAAGAGCCUCUAUUGCUGUUAAAAUCGCAACAACGUUUCUUGAUUUGCCAUUGAUGAAAACGACCGUUGCAGGGAAAUCAAGGAGAGCGUCACGGGGCGGUUUCAAUGCAUUGGUUCGCUGCGAGAAUGCUCGGUAUGUGCUGGCUUUUCGACUUGCAAUCACAAAGCCAGAAAAUGCGGAUCAACUCCGUGACAAUAUUGAUAAAGCCCUUGGGGAAGCGUCGCCAAAAUGGAAGAGAGACCAGGAAGGGGGAGCAAUUGCUCCAUUGCGUCUGGAGUGGGUUAAUAUUGGCGAAUUGAUAUAUCAUGAAAAGAGUGGAAAGCUCAAGGAAAUCGUCGAGGAAAGAUAUUGA